CCGGUUCAGGCCCCAUCUUACUGCUUGCUUCCCUCCCUCUCUUUCUCACUCCCUCGCUGGCGGGAGUGGACUCAGGGGGCCCAGUGGGAGCAAAGUGAUUGGAGAGAAGGGGUAGGGAGACCUAUCUGCACCCCGACUCUGCCGGGGGAGGCCCCAGACCCAGCCUCAGCACCCCGCCCCCAGCCAGGGUGGGAUCCCGAGAACAGAGAGAUCCCCCAAUUCCAGUCCUACCUCUCUGACUGUGCCCCUAUUUAAGAGUCUUAUAGUCUCCACACUUUCUGGAGUAAACUACUCAGAGAGAAGGAUACACUGUACCCACACUUCGGGAGGAGAAGCAAAAAACACUUGUGGAGCUGUGAUCUGGGGCGUCUUCUGGAUUCUCGCGCUCCUCCUGCAUGGUGGGGCCCUGAAAGAAUUGCGAGCAAAGAAAGCAGUGCGGGGGGGGCAAGAACUGUGCUCCUAAUCAGAGGGUUUCAGACCUGGGGGGGCUCGCGCCCCCCAAACUCGGAUCUAAUUGGGAACCAGGUGGCGCCAUGGAGUUUCGAGUGCUGCUCUGCUGGGCGUCCCUGGCUUCUGCGCUAGAAGAGACCCUCCUGAACACAAAACUAGAGACGGCAGAUCUGAAGUGGGUUACUUAUCCUCAGGUGGAAGGACAGUGGGAAGAGUUGAGCGGGAUGGAUGAAGAGAAGCAUAGUGUUCGGACAUAUGAAGUAUGUGAUGUACAGCGGCCUCCUGGCCAGCCGCACUGGCUUCGAACAGGUUGGGUGCCCCGGAAAGAGGCAAGAACUGUCUAUGCCACCUUACGGUUUACCAUGCUGGAAUGCCUAUCCCUGCCCCAGGCUGGGCGUGCCUGCAAGGAGACAUUCACUGUUUUCUACUAUGAGAGUGAUGCUGACACUGCUACUGCCCUCUCCCCCUCUUGGAUGGAGAACCCCUAUAUCAAGGUGGACACAGUUGCAGCAGAGCACCUGACUCGGAAACGUCCGGGAAGCGAAGCAACUGGGAAGGUGAAUGUGAAGACCCUGAGACUGGGCCCUCUCACCAAGGGUGGUUUCUAUCUGGCCUUUCAAGACCAGGGUGCCUGUAUGGCCCUGUUAUCCCUCCACCUCUUCUAUAAGAAAUGUCCCCAGCUGACUGUCAACCUGACCCACUUCCCUGAGACUGUGCCUCAUGAACUGGUGGUACCUGUACCUGGGAGCUGUGUGGCAGAUGCUGUCCCAGCCUCUGGCCCUGGUCCUAGCCUCUACUGCCGGGAAGAUGGCCAGUGGGCAGAGCAACCAGUCACUGGGUGUACAUGUGCUGCGGGCCAUGAAGCAGCUGAAGAGAACACCAAGUGCCGAGCCUGUAUGCAGGGAGCCUUCAAGCCUCUUGCAGGAGAUGGGCCAUGUCAGCUAUGCCCAGCUAAUAGCCAGUCCAAUUCCUUUGGCUCAACCAUCUGCCAGUGCCGCAUUGGCUACUUUCGUGCCCCAAAAGACCCCCUGGGAGCUCCUUGUACCACACCACCCUCAGCCCCACGAAGUGUAGUGGCCCGUCUCAAUGGCUCAUCUCUUCGACUGGAAUGGAGUGCUCCACUUGAAUCAGGAGGCCGAGGGGACCUGACUUAUGCCCUUCGUUGCCACGCAUGCCAGCCACGGGGCUCUUGUGUACCAUGUGGGAGAGACCUGACCUUUGAUCCGGGUCCUGAAAACCUGGCUGAGCCCUGGGUAGGGGUUCAAGGACUUCGUCCUGACUUUACAUAUGCCUUUGAGGUCAUGGCCAUCAAUGGGGUGUCCUCUGUGGCCCUCGGGCCCAUUCCAGUGGAAGCAGUCAAUGUCACUACAGACCGAGAGGUACCACCUCCAGUAUCAGAUAUCCAGGUGACAGGAGCAUCCCCCAGCAGUUUAAGCCUGACUUGGUCAAUUCCCCAUUCAUCCAAUGGGGCUGUGCUGGAUUAUGAGGUCAAGUACCAUGAGAAGGGUGUGGAAGGACCGAGUGGGGUACGCUUCCUAAAAACAUCAGAAAACCAAGCAGAGCUACAAGGUUUGAAGAGGGGGACCAGUUACCUUGUCCAAGUUCGGGCACGCUCUGAGGCUGGCUAUGGGCCCUUUGGCCGGGAGCAUGACAGCCAAACCAAACUGGAUGAGAAUGAGAACUGGAGGGACCAGCUGGCACUGAUCUCAGGCACAGCAGCUGUGGGGGUCAUUCUGAUUCUAGUGGUCAUUGUCAUCGCAGUCCUCUGCCUCAGGAAACAGAGCAGCGGGAGGGAUGCUGAAUAUUCCGACAAGAAUGGACAAUAUCUCAUCGGGCAUGGCACAAAAGUCUACAUUGACCCCUUCACUUAUGAAGACCCCAAUGAGGCUGUGAGAGAAUUUGCAAAGGAGAUUGAUGUAUCCUAUGUCAAGAUAGAGGAAGUGAUUGGAGCAGGAGAAUUUGGAGAGGUGUGUCGGGGACGGCUGAAAACCCCAGGAAAGAAGGAAAGCUAUGUGGCCAUCAAGACCCUAAAAGGCGGCUAUACAGAGAGGCAAAGAAGGGAGUUCUUGAGUGAGGCCUCCAUUAUGGGCCAAUUUGAACAUCCCAAUAUCAUUCGACUAGAGGGCGUAGUCACCAAUAGUGUACCUGUCAUGAUUCUAACCGAAUUCAUGGAGAAUGGGGCACUGGAUUCCUUUCUUCGGCUUAAUGAUGGACAAUUCACAGCUAUCCAGCUGGUGGGCAUGCUUCGGGGCAUUGCUUCAGGCAUGAGAUACUUAGCAGAGAUGAGCUAUGUGCAUCGAGAUCUAGCUGCCCGAAACAUUCUGGUCAACAGCAACUUGGUCUGCAAGGUUUCUGACUUUGGUCUCUCCCGAUUCCUGGAGGAGAAUUCCUCUGACCCCACCUACACCAGCUCCUUGGGUGGCAAGAUACCCAUCCGUUGGACAGCCCCUGAAGCCAUUGCCUUCCGGAAAUUCACAUCAGCCAGUGAUGCUUGGAGUUAUGGGAUUGUGAUGUGGGAGGUCAUGUCAUUUGGGGAACGUCCAUAUUGGGACAUGAGCAACCAGGAUGUCAUCAAUGCCAUUGAGCAAGACUACCGUCUACCCCCACCCUCAGACUGUCCCACCUCCUUGCACCAGCUCAUGCUGGAUUGCUGGCAGAAGGACCGAAAUGCACGACCCCGCUUCCCCCAGGUGGUCAGUGCCCUUGACAAGCUGAUUCGUAAUCCUGCCAGCCUCAAAAUUGUGGCCCGGGAGAAUGGAGGGGCCUCACAUCCUCUCCUGGAUCAGCGGUUACCUCAUUUCUCAGCCUUUGGUUCAGUGGGCGAGUGGCUUCGGGCAAUCAAGAUGGGUCGAUAUGAAGAGAGCUUUGCAGCUGCUGGGUUUGGUUCCUUUGAGCUGGUCAGUCAGAUCUCUGCAGAAGAUCUACUCCGGAUCGGCGUCACUCUGGCUGGACACCAGAAGAAAAUACUAUCGAGCGUCCAACACAUGAGAUCACAGGCCAAGCCUGCAGCACCAGGAGGAGCAGGAGGACCAGCCCCCCAGUAUUGAUCCCUGUUUCUUCUGCUGCUCCUCCCCAGGAGCUCACAUUCCUGGGACAACCCCAGGAACCCAGACUUCCUAACCUUUUCUUCCCCAGCAGAGUUGAGGUUCCACCAUACUCCUUAACCCUGCUGGAUUGCACUUUGAACCCAUGGGGGAUGGAAGUUUGGAGAGAGCAGAUUUGCGGAUUCAGUCACAUGGGAGUGUUUAAGGAGAGUUUAUGGAGCAUGUCUCCCCUUCUCCCAGGAUCUCCCAGGCUUUCCUUCAGAACUGGUUAUCACUUGAGGGAAAGGUAACAAAAGUGAAGAAACUAUCCAGUCUCCUAACUCUGUGGUUGGGAGAGAGGGGUGAGCAUAGCUUCCUCUCAGGGUCCUUUUCAUUCUUGAAUAGGACUCCUCAGGUGCUUCUCUCCCACCCGUAGGGGGCCAUAUCCCCCCACAGACCAAAGAGAGGACAGAGGGCCAGUCCCAUGAUAUCAAAAGUGGAAGGAUGUCACAGGGGCAGGGAGUCAACUGUGAACAUGUUAGUGUUGCAUAUGACAUCCUUUUCCUGGCUGUUUUCUUAUCUUCCUAGAAGUGAUAUUGUCACCCCACUUCAUUUUUUACCCUGUAAAUGCCCCUACCCCAUAUCUGCUGCCUUCAUAUUGAAGGUUUUUUGUUUCAUCUUUCUGUUUCUUCCAAAUUCUUGUCACAACCUAAUGUCUCAGGGGACCUGUCACCCUCAUUGUUCCUCUUUUUAUGCCAAACUGGGAUAGGAGACCACAGUGUACCUGCUUGAUCUCUUGAACAAUACAUUUGUCACAGCCCAUCCCCCCAAGAUGGGACAUCCCAGUCUGGCCCUGCCUUAUAAAGGGUUUACCUGAAGAGGACAAUGGGGAAGCAUUGAAGGGAAGGACCCUGCCUGACAGAAGUUCCUUGGAUGGGUUCUUAAAUUAUAAAGACGUUGAGGGUUGUGGGUUUUUUUGUAUAAAUAAAAGAAACUAAGGAAA
Dromiciops gliroides (monito del monte) is the source of this 4476-nucleotide messenger RNA. RefSeq names its product EPH receptor B4 (gene EPHB4). NCBI's taxonomy places the organism in Eukaryota, Metazoa, Chordata, Mammalia, Microbiotheria, Microbiotheriidae. Gene Ontology annotation, molecular function: protein binding; ATP binding; transmembrane-ephrin receptor activity. The record is from RefSeq and is a predicted model, not a curated record. Gene Ontology annotation, biological process: central nervous system projection neuron axonogenesis; cell surface receptor protein tyrosine kinase signaling pathway; protein phosphorylation. The transcript is spliced from 17 exons. Gene Ontology annotation, cellular component: plasma membrane; neuron projection. Bases 534 to 3497 code for a protein of 987 amino acids.